AUGCCUUGCAAGAGGAGCAUGUUGUAAUCUGAACAUUCGGAAGAAUAUAUAAAUAAGUAAUAGGCUAACAACUCGAAUUAUACUAAGUUAAGACUGGAUGAUUUAAUAAUUGAUAAACCUUAGGAAUUUAGAAUAAAAACUAGUUCAGACAUCAAAAUGUCAUUAAUAUUAGAAAAUAAAAGACGUUUAGCAUAACCUGCAAACAUAGAAUGGAUGUACAAUUAUAAAUCUAGUACAAAAUUGCAUAAACAAUCUAAAAUGAAUGAAUAUCUAAAAUCAGUUAUAGAAGAAAAUAAAUUAAGACCUACUAUUGGACAAUUACCAGAUGUGAGAAUAAAAUCAAUGACUCACACUGACUUUAUCAAAGAAAAGUACGAUUUCAGGAAGAAAAUAUUUUAGAAUCCGAGGAAAGUUCGAUCCAAAUUCAAUUGA
This is a messenger RNA of Paramecium tetraurelia, 432 nucleotides long. RefSeq lists its product as uncharacterized. NCBI's taxonomy places the organism in Eukaryota, Ciliophora, Oligohymenophorea, Peniculida, Parameciidae. The transcript has a single exon. The record is from RefSeq and is a predicted model, not a curated record.